AUGCUGGAGAAAUACGCAGAAUCUUCCCUUCUUGUUUUUACAGGUAUAUUUGGACCAGACGAGGGCUGGGCAGCAGCCUAUCCAGAAUGUAAGGAGAAAAACCAGUCACCGAUCAACAUUAUGGACGAAGAUGCGAAAAUAUCCACUGAGUUUCAGGAAAUUACACUGGAAGGCUUUGACGCUGAAUCUUCGAAUAAGACGUCGAUGAAGAACACUGGCAAAACAGUGGCCAUAAUGCUCAAAGAUGAUUAUUUUGUGAGAGGAGCAGGCCUACCGGGGAGAUUUAAAGCAGAGAAAGUGGAGUUUCACUGGGGGCCAAGCAACGGAUCGGAGGGCUCUGAACAUAGCAUCAAGGGCCGACGUUACCCUGUGGAGAUGCAAAUCUACAUGUACAACUCUGAUGACUUCGACAGCCUCAGUACUGCACUUAGGGAGAAGAGAAUCAUAGCAGCUAUGGCAAUUUUCCUUCAGGUUGGAGGAAAAGAUAACCCUGCAGUUGACCCUAUAAUUCAUGGCUUAAAGGGUGUGGUCCAUCAUGAAAAAGAGACUUUCUUGGAACCUUUUGCCCUAAAAGACCUGCUGCCAUCGUCGUUGGGCAGCUACUAUCGCUACACGGGCUCACUGACCACUCCUCCCUGCAGUAAAAUUGUGGAGUGGAUCAUCUUCAGCAGACCGAUCUAUGUCUCUUACAAACAGCUAGAGGCGUUUUACUCAAUCUUCACCACGGAGCAACAGGACCAUGUUAAAUCUGUGGAAUAUCUACGCAGCAACUUCAGACCCAUUCAGAGCCUGGACAAUCGCCAUGUUUUUAAGUCAGCAGUGAAAGACGCUUGGCUGCCUGACCUGUCUCACAGCGGGAGUGGGCCUUAUGGCACAGAAUCUUCCAGAGUGUGCAGCAGUGCUCCUGUAAACAUGAAGGUGCAACAUGUGAAUAUAAGUGCCCUGGUGGUUCGCUGGGCACGUCCAGAGGUCAUCUAUCACCCACCGAUCCUCCAUUUUUUGGUGUCCUACAGCUGGACAGCUCAUGAUGACAGCUAUGAAGAGACACACCUCACUGAUGCAAGACACAAACUGGAGGCUGUCAUCUCCCACGUCUCACCGGAUGUGCUGUACCUUUUUCGGGUUCAGGCUGUCUGCACCAAUGACAUGCGCAGUGAUUUCAGUCAGAGCAUGCUCUUCAGAGCAAACACCACGAGAAUCUUUGAGGGGACACGGAUCGUAAAAACCGGAAUGCCAACAGUUUCACCAGCAUCUUCAGCCGAUAUGGCCCCGAUCUCCUCUGGUUCAUCUACCUGGAGCUCCUCAGGCAUUCCCUUUUCCUUUGUCUCAAUUGCAACAGGCAUUGGCCCUUCCUCCAGUGGUAGUCAGGCAACAGUGGCGUCUGUGCUCACCAGCACUUUACUAGCCGGACUUGGCUUCAGUGGAGGAGUCAUUUCCUCCUUUCCUAGCUCACUUUGGACGAGCAGCGCACAAUCGCACAAUCUCACACCUCAGCCCAAUGAGCACGCCAUGGCCAGUAAUGAUGUCAGCACUCCUGUUGUCACAAAAUCCUCAGAGAGGGAAAACAGCAUGACAGGGAGUGAAGGCAGUGACAAUGAGAAGGCUAAAGAGGAGGAAAGUGAAAGGGAAGGAGAGGAUGAGGAGGAAGAAGACAAAGAGGACAAAAAUCAGAAGAAACAAAAGAAGCGGCCUUUAGAGGUGGUAGAGGAAGGGAGAAUGUAUGACAGUGUGGCUGGGAAUGAUCCAGCCUGUGGGAAAUCUGACGCUGCUGCAAAAGAAAAAGAAGAGACGGCGCCAGUUCCAACUUAUUGGCCACGUGUUGUAGAAGACCUGCGGGUGGUCUACAACUUUGGUCUAUUUGUCCAUAACCACACCAAGGUCACCAUAUUCCUGGUUCCUGAGGAGUACUACUUGAUGCUUACGCUGCGCAGAUUGGAGCUCCGGGAAUAUCGGACGACCUCCAUCCAUACCGUGACCAACAGGACCCACCAAGUGAGAAAUAGAUCAUGGCCGGACCAUGUGCACUGGAUGACACCUUUGAUGAUGGUGUCUGCUCUGCUGCUUGCUGUACUUAUACACUGGAGACGUUGUUUUCAGACAACACAUCUAUAUGUGGAGGACAGCAGUUUGCCCAGGAUGGUGGCCAAUGAAACGGCCCCUGCAGCCUCUAUCCCAGAUGACAUCAAAGUCAUUCAAGUGAAGCACUUCAUCAAUCAUGUCUCAGAACUCUCCUCGAAUAACUUACAUGGAUACUCACAGGAAUUUGAGGAGGUUCAGCGCUGCGCUGCAGAAAUGAAGAUCACAUCGGAAAACUCAAACCAUCCUGAAAACAAGCAUAAGAACAGAUACAUCAACAUAGUGGCCUAUGACCACAGCAGAGUGAAGUUAAGAAUGUUAGUGGGAAAGGAUUCCAAACACACCGACUACAUCAAUGCCAACUAUGUGGAUGGUUACAAUAAGCCCAAGGCUUACAUUGCAGCCCAGGGCCCACUCAAGUCGACCUUUGAGGAUUUUUGGCGGAUGGUGUGGGAGCAGAAUACAGGCGUCAUUGUUAUGAUCACUAACUUAGUUGAAAAAGGACGAAGAAAAUGUGACCAGUACUGGCCAACAGAGAAUAGUGAGCAAUAUGGCAACUUAGUUGUCACAUUGAAAAGUACCAGCGUUCAUGCCUGCUACACUGUUCGACAUUUUACACUGCAUAACACAAAAGUGAAAAAGGGUGGAAAGGGACACACAAAGACACGGGCCCAGAGUGAGUGGAACGUGCUUCAGUAUCAUUAUACACAGUGGCCCGACAUGGGUGUUCCUGAAUACACCUUGCCUGUCCUCACGUUUGUUCGCCGGUCCUCAGCUGCCCAAACGCCUGAUAUGGGGCCGAUGAUUGUCCAUUGCAGUGCGGGAGUGGGUCGCACGGGAACGUAUAUCCUUAUUGACAGCAUGUUGAAGCAGAUCAAGGACAGGCGCACUGUUAACGUACUGGGCUUUCUCAAACACAUACGUGCUCAGCGCAACUACUUAGUACAGACUGAGGAACAAUAUGUAUUCAUUCAUGAUGCCUUGGUGGAAGCCAUCUUGGGCAAGGAGACUGAGGUUGCAGCCAGCAAGCUUCAUCACUACACAAACACCAUCAAGACACCAGGACACGGUGGUCGGACACGUGUGGAAAAACAGUUUAAGUUGAUUACCCAGUGCAAUGCCAGAUUCAUGGAGUGCUUCAGUUCUCAGAAGGAGUGCAACAAAGAGAAAAAUCGAAUUUCCUCAGUCGUCCCAUCGGAACAAGCAAGGGUGAGGUUAACCCCUUUGCCUGGCAUCAAGGGCAGCGAUUACAUUAACGCCUCUUACAUCAUGAGUUACUACCGUAGUAAUGAAUUCAUCAUUACCCAACAUCCUCUGCCCCACACCACAAAAGAUUUCUGGAGAAUGAUCUGGGACCAUAAUGCACAAAUCAUUGUCAUGUUGCCUGCCAACCAUGGACUGGCAGAGGAUGAGUUUGUCUAUUGGCCCAGUCGGGAGGAGGCCAUGAUCUGUGAAGCCUUCACUGUCACCCUCAUCAGCCAAGACAUACUCUGCUUGUCCAGUGAGGAACAGAUCAGCAUCCAUGACUUCAUUCUGGAAGCUACACAGGAUGAUUACGUAUUAGAGGUGCGACACUUUCAGUGCCCCAGGUGGCCAAAUCCUGACAUGCCCAUCAGCAGCACUUUUGAACUUAUCGACAUCAUCAAGGAAGAGGCAGCCAUCCGUGACGGACCAACCAUCAUCCAUGAUGAGUUUGGAGCAGUAUCGGCAGGUUUGCUGUGUGCCCUCAUCACACUUUCACAGCAACUGGAAAGUGAGGGGGUUGUCGAUGUCUAUCAAGUGGCCAAGAUGAUCAACCUCAUGAGGCCAGGAGUCUUCACAGACAUGGAUCAGUACCAGUUCCUGUACGAAGCCCUCGUCAGCCUUGUCCGCACCAAGGAGAUCGGCUUUGGGCCUCUGGACAUCAGCCGGACCUUGUCAUCGUUGUCUGAUCAAUCCGACGAGGCAGAAAGUAGAGAAUCACUAGUGUGAGGGCCAGAACUUGACUGAGGAUGUUGCGUGUCUGAAAAACAUCCCGCACCCCUUCCACUCCCGGAGUGCUUGAAGGAAGCAUCGAACUUUGUAAGCCGUCAAAGAACUAUUAUUAGACUUUUUGAGGCCUUUUUUGCCAGACUCUUGGUUAAAUUAAAACACCUGAUUACUUUUUUACACUGAUAUAAAAUACAAAUUGAUAUUUAUUUUUUCGUCUUAAUGUCCUCCGAUUGAAGGGUUUGCACCUGUUUUUUUUUUUUGUUUUUUUUCUUUAAGUUUGACACUGCUUCAGCAGGCAAUGAGAUCCACCUCUCUGUCGUUUCUCGUUUGCACUAUAUCCGAUAAUGUCAAUGUUACUGCCUAUGCUUGAAGCCCCCCACCCACCCGGCUCACGCAAGCUGAUUGUUUUGACAUUCCACAACCUUGUUCCCCCUGCUACGCGACCUGCUUCUGCGAAGGACGUUGCUCUGUUUGACGCUUUCCAUUGGAUCGAAACGAGCUCGAGGAGGAGGUCACACUCACCUCAGAGGCUAAACGCUGUUCAGCUGCAAUAACCUCCUCGUCCGUGCCCUUUUGGUCAACCGCAUUACCACACAUGCACUCUAGAAAACAGACCUAUUCCCACUGAUCUCUUGCUCUACAAAUGCAUUUCUCUUUUUUUUCUUGGUGUUUUUGCUUUGUUGCGUUUUAUGUAUUUAUUUUUAUUUUAUUAAUAUUUUUUGAAUCACAUUUUUGUUCAAAUAACAACAAAGUGGUAACAAGGUGGUGUUACAACUGUGAUCUUUGACAUCCUUUUUUGGCGUCACUUUCUGAUUUUGUAUAUAAACACACUGUAUGUGUGCCCGUAUGCAUAUAUUCUCAGCCACUACUGCGUCCUUCUUCUCUUUUGAUGUGUCUGCUGCUAUGCUGUCACAGUUCAUCGACUCUUAACACUCUUUUUCAUCUCAUUGAAAUCAUUCUGGACACUGUAUCCGAAACUCUUACCGGUCUUGCUAUUGGAUGGACACGCGAUGAUAUGCAGGGGAACAUUAUACGAAGCACGUUCUAUGCAACAGGUUGAAGAAAACCAAAACAGGGUGUGAUUCUCAGUGUUAACCGUUAGCGAUCAUCUGACCUCUUUUUGUGCUCUCCGGGCAGAGACGCGAUGGUUAAAUAACGUCAUUUCUUUGAACCAGUUGAAUUGAUGUCUGUCCCAUUUCAUUAGGGCAUAAAGUACUGAUAGAGAAACAGACAAGAUAUGAGUUCUUUUUUUUUUUUUUGGUGUGUGUGACUGAGUUGAUCUGCUCUGCCCGAUUUACCGACACAUUUUAAAGUGACAGACGACGCAAUGACCUAUUUCUGCAGCGCCCAAAGAAGGCACACUCAGUUACCGCCCGACUUAGUUUUUCCAUGUUUUUAUUUUAUGACUAUGGCUGUAUUUUUAAUCCAAAUGUUUACUGUAAUUAUGACUUUACUGUAUGAGCGUAGGUUAGUGGAAGACUAUGGUGUUCUGAGUCGCAUACCUAAUUGAAAGGAACUCCCAGGAUCCCCCCAACCCCCUGUAUAGUAUUUCCAAAAUGAGUAGAGGAAGUAGGUAAUUUGUACAAUAUUUACUACAUGUUUACAUUUUUGUUGUCAAUGAACAAAGUCAAAGAACUUCUUGAUGGUCAUGUUAUUAUUUCAUGGUAACUUGCUGAUACAGUACAGGUACUAAAUUUGGUUUCCGGGAAUGUGGUUUCCUGUUUUUGCCAUAUAUGAAGUACAAAUUUAAAAGACAAAGAGUCUUGUAAAAACAAUAAAUGUUUGAUUUAUCUCCACA
This is a messenger RNA of Hippocampus comes (tiger tail seahorse), 5845 nucleotides long. Its product is annotated as receptor-type tyrosine-protein phosphatase gamma-like. Bases 1 to 4047 code for a protein of 1348 amino acids. Gene Ontology annotation, molecular function: protein tyrosine phosphatase activity; protein binding. The record is from RefSeq and is a predicted model, not a curated record. Gene Ontology annotation, biological process: protein dephosphorylation. The transcript has 28 exons. NCBI's taxonomy places the organism in Eukaryota, Metazoa, Chordata, Actinopteri, Syngnathiformes, Syngnathidae.